This is a messenger RNA of Papaver somniferum (opium poppy), 1561 nucleotides long. RefSeq names its product beta-carotene isomerase D27, chloroplastic-like. Lineage: Eukaryota; Viridiplantae; Streptophyta; Magnoliopsida; Ranunculales; Papaveraceae. The coding region runs from base 379 to 1119 and encodes 246 amino acids. The transcript is spliced from 3 exons. Gene Ontology annotation, molecular function: iron ion binding. The record is from RefSeq and is a predicted model, not a curated record.
UGCGUAUACGUAUGCGGACAAAGUGCCGGCCAAAUUAAGAGAGAAUGCCAGAAUGGCAUCUUAAUGCUGAAAUGAUAUUAACGAUUCCUCAACUACAAACAAACAAAAACUUUAGUGCUAAUUUUGUACCUUUUCCCACUUAAUUAUAUAUAUUUUUUAUUUGAUCGAUCCACUUAAUUAUAAUUAUGAUUUUGAAGAUUCUUGAGAUACCUUUUUGAUUAUUCCCUUCGAUAAAACUUCUUCUUCAUCAACAAUAUAUAUAUACACACACACAACGCACACCACUUCAUAUAUUAAUUAAGCUAAAUUGCUCCACAUCACCCCUUCUCCCUCUCUUUUCUCUCCUUCUUUCGCCGAAAAACAGUUCAGUACGUAUACAUGGAGGCACAAAUGAUAUUACAGUCUCAAAGAGGCAGCGCUACUAAUCUUCAUUCCUUCACUAGUUUGCGUUCGAUAACCAACCAAAAGACGAGUACGCGACGAUGUUCUUCGAUGAAAAUAAAAUCAGUACUGAAAAGACCAAGUGCUGCUACUACUGCAAGUAGCAUCAGUGUAAUACCAGACACCAUUAUUAGCAGCACAUCAUCGAGUAGUACAGUUUAUACUGAUAGCUGGUUCGAUCGUAUUGCCAUUCACUACCUAUCUCGAUGUAUCCAACUUAUUUCAGGGAUGAAGAAUGAGAGGACUGGUUAUGAAGGUUUGGUAGAGGCAGCAGCAGCACUUCAUCGAAGUUCCAAUGGAAAUAUAGAUCAUCAGCAAGGAUUGGUUCUUCAAGCUCUUAAUAAAGCCUUCCCUAAACCCAUCCAUUCUUUCGUGCGAAACUCUAUACCACAAUCGCAGUUUAAAAGAGAAUUUUUUGCAAAGUUCACAACCUUAUUUUGUGUUUGGCUUGUUGGACGCAGUGAGAUCAAGGAGUCUGAAGUGGAAGGAAGAAAAGAGAAGAAUGUAGUACACAUCAAGAAAUGCAGGUUUUUGGAAGAGAGCAAAUGUGUAGGGAUGUGCGUAAACCUAUGUAAGAUGCCAUCGCAGAAGUUCAUUAAGGACUCUUUAGGAAUGCCAGUUAACAUGGUUCCAAGUAAGCAAUCUCUUUAUUCUGGUCUCAGUAUACUUUUACGAUGAAUUACAGUAUAUGAAUUUGUUAUAUAGAUACUGUAUAAAUAAAUAAUGUCGACAAAGAAAGCCUAAACAUGGGGCUCGAGAAACAUGAGGGGUAACCGUCGUAAGCACGUAAUCAGUGGGUGAGCUAAUUUAGGUCGUUUUAAGCAUCUAAUCAAACAAAAAAGAGUACAGUUUCGAAAAUGAGGUCAUAGGUCAUAGGGCCAUCACCGGAAAAUAAUCAUUUUGGUUAAGGCACUAGUGAACAGCUUCAAAUGCAAGUAGCUAGAGAUUUCCUUGGGUGCAUGAUGAUGUUACGCAAAUUACAGGGUGGAGCUGAAAAAGUAAUGUUUAUAGCGUCAUCAAAUUCAUAAUUAUGGUCUGAUUUUGUGACCGCUAGUUGUGCUUUAAAAUGAUGAAAGUCGAAUAAGAUGAUGAUAUCACGUUGCACUGCUCUCAUGCAGCC